AUGCCAAGUUAUGCAAAAUUCAUGAAGGACAUCUUGGCAAAGAAGAGGAAGCUGGAGGAAUACGAGACAGUAGCUCUCACCCGAGAAAGUAGUCAAUACUACCUCAACAAAUUACCACCAAAGCUAAAAGAUCUAGGUAGUUUCACUAUCCCUUGUACUAUUGGUAACCGGAAGCCUGGAAUAGGAGAAGCACGUCCAACCACUGUUAUGUUGUUGAUGGCUGAUAGAUCAAUAACUUAUCCAGAAGGAAAAAUUGAAGAUGUGUUGGUAAGAGUGGAUAAGUUCAUCUUUUCCAAUGACUUUAUUGUUCUUGACUUUGAAGCAGAUAGGGAAGUGCCCAUCAUUUUGGGAAGAGCAUUCUUAGCCACCGGACAAGCAGUGAUUGAUGUUGAGAAAUGA
Messenger RNA from Gastrolobium bilobum, 399 nucleotides. RefSeq lists its product as uncharacterized. The coding region runs from base 1 to 399 and encodes 132 amino acids. The record is from RefSeq and is a predicted model, not a curated record. The transcript is spliced from 2 exons. NCBI's taxonomy places the organism in Eukaryota, Viridiplantae, Streptophyta, Magnoliopsida, Fabales, Fabaceae.